AUGGUAAAGUGUAAAACUUCAUACUCCCUGGGAUGUUUUUCUCGAAAUAUUAUUUGUUUAACACUGGGUCUAUUAAUCGGCAUACGAGCGACCAGUUUUUGGUACAAUUAUCAAGAUAAUGCAGCUGAAAAUUUUGAAGAGGAUGAGAUAAUAACAUCCUCGCUAUCAGCUCUAGAGGACAAUCAAUAUUUAUUUAACACAACCAGAGUUCUGUGCUGGAUUAUGACAAAUCCCACAAAUCACUUAUACAAAGCCAUACACAUUCGCCAUACAUGGGGAAAACGUUGCCAUAAACUAUUGUUUAUGAGCACGCAGGAGGAUGACGAAUUGCCAAGUAUUAAAUUGGAUGUUGAGGAAGGUCGUCAUAAUCUGUGGAAUAAAACAAAAGAGGCCUUGAAAUAUAUUUAUGAUCAUCACUACAAUGAUGCUGAGUGGUUUUUAAAGGCAGACGAUGAUACCUACAUCAUUAUGGAAAAUUUACGGUAUUUUCUAUAUCCAUAUUCGCCGGAAUCGCCCAUAUAUUUCGUUGCUAAAUUCAAGCCGUUUAUAAAACAGGGCUACAUGUCCGGAGGAGCCGGCUAUGUAUUAAGUAAACAAUCCCUCAAGAAAUUUGCUGUUGAAGCCUAUGAUAAUACUGUCACAUGUCCCAAAAUCUUCAAAUCUGAAGAUGUGCAAUUGGGCUUUUGUUUGGAAAAUAUAGGUGUUGUAGCAGGGGAUUCUCGAGAUGAGGAGGGUAAAGAGCGUUUCUUGCCGCUGGCAGUGAAACAUUUAAUACCACAAGAUACUUCGUUUUGGUAUAAAAACUAUAGCUAUUACCCACAAAAAGAGAAUGCAAGUUGUUGUUCAUCUAAAGCCAUUUCGUUUCACUACAUUGAACCCAAACAAUUUUAUAUAUUGGAUUAUUUAAUUUAUACUUUAAGAGCAUUUGGUGUUGGUAGGAAUUUGACAAAUGGUUUGCCGAAGAAACUAGAUAUUUCGGAUACAUCGAUUAGGUAA
Messenger RNA from Calliphora vicina (urban bluebottle blowfly), 996 nucleotides. Its product is annotated as glycoprotein-N-acetylgalactosamine 3-beta-galactosyltransferase 1-like. Gene Ontology annotation, cellular component: membrane. The transcript is spliced from 4 exons. The record is from RefSeq and is a predicted model, not a curated record. Gene Ontology annotation, molecular function: N-acetylgalactosaminide beta-1,3-galactosyltransferase activity. Lineage: Eukaryota; Metazoa; Arthropoda; Insecta; Diptera; Calliphoridae. Bases 1 to 996 code for a protein of 331 amino acids.